Messenger RNA from Gaeumannomyces tritici R3-111a-1, 204 nucleotides. RefSeq lists its product as hypothetical. The transcript is spliced from 2 exons. Bases 1 to 204 code for a protein of 67 amino acids. Lineage: Eukaryota; Fungi; Ascomycota; Sordariomycetes; Magnaporthales; Magnaporthaceae. The record is from RefSeq and is a predicted model, not a curated record.
AUGGAUGCAGGCAACCAGUCCCCAAAGCAGUCAGGUCCGUGCGUCUGCACCGAAAAAAUAUAUCGAGUUUUGCGUAUAUCGCUAAAUAAAAACCAAGACCCAAAAAGCAACAUGCGCGCAAAAGAAAAAAAGAAAAAAAGGCGCAAGAUGGAGUCAGAGAAGAGCGGUGACGUACCGGCGGACAGUUCCGUCUUCCGCGGGUAG